AUGGCGCAGAAGGGCAUAGGAGUCUCGAAUCUUCCAAAUGUAAAAUACCGAAGCUUCUGCAAAGCCGGGAUAGACUUCAACAUAAUGACGGUUGGCUCAAACGGCUUGGGCAAGUCGUCUUUCAUCAACCAGAUGCUUGGAGACUCCAUUUUAUCCUCAGACCCCUUCUUGAAACCCGAGGAUGGCCACCACAGCAAUGAGACUGUUAGGGCACUUGACGAAGACAUUGUUGACGAUCCGGAGAGUAAAUACUUCCACAGGAACUCGCUUAUCAACAUUCAGAUAUCCAAGUUCUUCGUCAUGGAGAAUGACUUCCAAACACGAGUCACAGUAACCGAGGUAGAUGGCGUAGGCGAUGGCGUCUGCAACGAAGGGUGCUGGGACCCCAUUGUCGAGCUGAUACAGGACAACUUCAGGGACUACCUAGACCAGGAGAGAAAAAACGUCAGAUCGCUGAUAAAGGACAAAAGAAUACAUAUCUGUCUCUAUUUCCUGGAGCCCAAUCCAUCGCACGUAAGCCUAGUGGAUAUAAGGACGAUGAAGGAAAUAUCAAAGAUCUGUAAUCUGAUUCCUGUUGUCGGGAAAAGCGAUCUUUUAAGCGACUCUGAAAGGGAAGAGUGCAGAAACAGAAUCGUAGAGGUCUUGUCGAUGGAAAACAUCGAUGUUUUCCGUCUGGACAUACUUGAGAAGGAAAAGAUCUCCAGGACCGAGUCUCCUUUCUUUAUCAUCGCAAAGAAUGUAAACUCCGGGGAUAGUAGCGGGCACAACAGAGAGUAUCCAUGGGGAACGAUGUUUCCCGAGAAGGUGGAAAGUAACGACUUUUAUUUCCUGGUUGACUCUCUAAUAGCAAAAAACCUCAUAAGGCUUGUGGAAACAACGGAGGUAUUCUAUGAUGAAUACAAAACUCGCGAAAUAGGGUUGUCCAUAGCCAGCAAGCCCGGGGCUCUUGGGGAGGACGACAGAAGAUUGACAAAGGAAAUACAGAAGAAAAUCAAGGAGGACGAAAGGACUAUUGUGGAGUUGAGGCAGAAGCUGAUAGAGAAGAGAAAGUACUACGAGUCGAAGAUGCUUGAAAUAACCAGUAAGUAUAGCAACGAAAAAAUAAACUCUUCGUAA
Messenger RNA from Encephalitozoon cuniculi GB-M1, 1116 nucleotides. RefSeq names its product septin. Gene Ontology annotation, biological process: cytoskeleton-dependent cytokinesis. Gene Ontology annotation, cellular component: cell division site; microtubule cytoskeleton; septin ring. Gene Ontology annotation, molecular function: GTP binding; GTPase activity; molecular adaptor activity. The coding region runs from base 1 to 1116 and encodes 371 amino acids. The record is from RefSeq and is marked provisional. The transcript has a single exon. Lineage: Eukaryota; Fungi; Microsporidia; Unikaryonidae.